This is a messenger RNA of Clavispora lusitaniae ATCC 42720, 393 nucleotides long. RefSeq lists its product as uncharacterized. Lineage: Eukaryota; Fungi; Ascomycota; Pichiomycetes; Serinales; Metschnikowiaceae. Gene Ontology annotation, biological process: chromatin remodeling. The record is from RefSeq and is a predicted model, not a curated record. Gene Ontology annotation, cellular component: Ino80 complex.
AUGGCCGAAACACCAAAACCAGAGUCCAACGCGUGGGAACUCUCAUACAUCACCACAAAAGAACACUCAUUCAAACAGAACCCAAACAGGCCACGCACAAGCAAUCGCCGUUUCAAAACGGCCAAGCAGCUUAUAAGCGACGAAACAAAGUACCUCCAGACCAAAAAGUUGGCCUAUGACACACCGACAUACAUUUCCAUCCAAGCACCUCCAAGCUUGAAGCCACAGAAACAUUACUGUGAUAUCACUGGUCUUGAGGGCAAGUACAAGUCACCAACAAAUGCCUUGCGCUUCCACAAUGUGGAAAUUUACCAGGAAGUCAUCCGACCAAUGGCACCCGGACUCGACCAGGAGUAUUUGAGUUUACGGGGAGCAAACGUUGUAUUGAAGUGA